AUGAGUGUUGCAUUAGCUUCAGAGCUGCAGGAGCUUCUAAGUCUUGUCAGUGGUCAGGGAAACUGUGAAGAUGGCUCUUGUUAUCCAACCAUUGGGGAUCUUCUAGUGGGACGCAGUAAGCAGCUGUCAGCAUCUUCAACAUGUGGGCUGGAGGUGCCUCAGAGAUACUGCAUCAUCAGCUACUUAGAGGAUGAUCAGAAAUGUUUCAUCUGUGAUUCUAGGAAUCCAUAUAAUCAGUAUUAUUAUGCCAAUAGUCACCGGAUUGAGAAUGUCAUAUCAACAUUUGACCCAGAUUGGAAAAAAAAGUGGUGGCAGUCUGAAAAUGGGGUUGACCAGGUCAGCAUUAGACUGGACCUAGAAACAUUAUUCCAGUUCAGCCAUCUUGUGAUGACAUUCAAGACAUUUCGUCCUGCUGCAAUGCUGGUUGAGCGAUCACGUGAUUUUGGAAAGACGUGGAAGGUGUUCAGAUAUUUUGCGCAAAACUGUGAUUUAGAAUUUCUGGGCAUUCCUCAAGGUCAUGGUGACGAUGUAGGAGAUGUAGUCUGUGAUUCAAGAUAUUCUGACAUGGAGCCUUCUUCAGAAGGAGAGGUGGUCUUAAAGGCUCUUGAUCCCAGUUUUAUUAUUGAUGAUCCAUAUGAUGUCUACAUACAAGAUAUAAUUACCAUAACAAACUUAAGAAUUAACUUUACAAAGCUUCACACUUUUGGGGAUACAUUAGGCAAUGGAUGGCAAAGUGUACCCCAGGAAAAAUAUUACUAUGCAAUUUAUGAAAUGAUUGUCAGAGGAAACUGCUUUUGUAAUGGUCACGCCAGUCAAUGCAUCCCAGUAGACACCAUGAGUGGAGAUGGUUUUAAUGAACCUGGAAUGGUCCAUGGCAAAUGUGUCUGUCAACAUAAUACAGAUGGCCUAAACUGUGAGAAAUGUAAAGAAUUUUAUAAUGAUGCACCGUGGAGCCCAGCAUUUGGUUUUGAGGACAAUGCUUGUAAAAAAUGCAAUUGUAAUGGACACUCUGAUAUAUGCCACUUUGACAUGCUUGUAUACCAGGAAAACAAGGGCACCAGUGGCGGUGUAUGUGAGGACUGUCAGCACAACACCAGAGGAAAUCAGUGUGAACUGUGUAAAGCGUACUUCUAUCACGAUCCUCUCAGAGACAUAUCUGAUCCCAAUACUUGUAUCCCUUGUGAUUGUGAUCCAGAUGGUACAAAAGGUAAUGGCUUAUGUGAAGGUAAAACAGACCACAAAUUGGGAAUCGUUGCCGGGACUUGCUUAUGUAAAGAAAAUGUAGAAGGAAUUCGCUGCACUCAGUGUAAACCUGGCUACUUUGGACUUAACGCCAAUGACCCUGACGGAUGUCAAUACUGUGGAUGCAACCCUUUUGGAACCCUGCCCUUUUCAUUGUGUGAUGCCAUUACUGGGCAAUGCCAAUGUCAGAGCCUUGCAACAGGCCGGUACUGUGAGGAAUGUCUACCUGACUAUUGGGGACUUGGAAACAGUCUAUAUCCUUGUUCAGCAUGCAACUGUGAUAUUGGAGGUGCACAUAUGAGUUUAUGCUCACAAAGCACUGGUCAGUGUGACUGUCUUCCUAACAUUGUAGGACUUCAAUGUAAUGAGCCUGCAAAUGGAUAUUAUAUUGUGCCGCUAGAUUAUUAUAUUUAUGAGGCAGAGAAAGCCCAAGCACUCUCCGGAUCUGCAACUAUAGUUAACCCAACACCCAUGUCAAAAUGCAAAGAUUACUUCCUUAAACAAGGAAUAGAUUUCCGAAUUGAAAAUGAUAGGAUAAUACUGAGAAAUAUGAGGAAAAGAAGUGUAAUGUGUACUGAUUUAUUCCAGGAAAUUGUUCCAUAUGGCACAGAGGGUGUGGUGGAGCUGGUAUUGAGGCAGCCAAGUCCUGAAAAGCCUAUAACGUGGACAGGUCCUGGAUUUGCACGUGUUCUAAAUGGGGCUGGACUGAGAUUUACUGUGAACAACAUCCCUUACUCCAUGGACUUCAUCAUCACCAUUAGAUAUGAGCCAGAGUCACUGGAAGACUGGACAGCAAGAAUUACAAUUAAUCUACCGCAUGGUGUAGAGAGUGAAUAUUGCAAGAAUAGGACACCCUGGUCUGAGGGGUAUACAUUGAAUCUUCCUGCUACUUCAAGAUUAGCUAUGCUGAAUUCAUCUGUUUGCCUGGACCCUGGCAAAGAAUACCAAAUAGAUAUCUAUUUUUCUCAAGCAUCACACACAAACACUAAUAGUAAAUUUUUUAUUCUAAUUGAUUCGCUUGGACUGAUUCCCCAGAUUGCUUCUGUACGCAAUCUAUGCACGGAAAUGGAAUUAGAAGAGUAUGAAUAUUAUAACUGCAUUCAGAUUGCCUCAGAUAUUGGAACAGAAAUUCUACCGGAUGUGUGCGAGAGGCUUAUAUUUAGUAUGUCUGCCCGCAUACACAAUGGAGCUCUCAAAUGCACAUGUAAUCCAGCUGGAUCUUUAAGUUCUACCUGCAGUAAGAUUGGAGGACGAUGUCAGUGUAAACCUAAUGUCGUUGGAGGCUGCUGUGACCGGUGUGCCGUGGGCAGUUACGAUUUUGGCCCAAGUGGUUGCCGAGAAUGUGACUGUGAUAGCAAAGGAUCAAUUAGUACCCUAUGUGACCAGGUGAGUGGACAGUGUGCCUGCCGCAGAGACAUACAAGGACGUCGCUGUGAUAGCUGUUUGCCUGGAUAUUAUGGAUUUCCAAACUGCCGACCCUGUCAGUGCAAUGGCAAUUCAGAGACAUGUGAUCCAUUUACUGGUGUUUGUAAAGGCUGCAAGGGAUUUACCAAUGGGACCAACUGUGAGCGGUGCCUUGAUCAUUAUUAUGGCAAUCCAAUAACAGGACAACCAUGUCGCCCAUGCAUGUGUCCAGGAUCUCCUACAAGCAAUCAGUAUUUUGCAUAUUCUUGUCAACAAGACAGUGAGACUAUGGAGGUGACUUGCAACUGUCUUGAAGGUUAUACAGGAAAGAACUGUAAUGAAUGUCCUGAUGGCUUUUAUGGAAAUGUGGAAGAAGGGGAAAAGUGCUCACCAUGUCAAUGCAAUAGCAACAUUGAUGUAAAAGAUCCUGACUCGUGUGAUAAGAUUACAGGAGAGUGCAUGAAGUGUAUGAAUAACACAUAUGGUCCAAAUUGUGAAUCCUGUCUACCUGGUUACUUUGGAUCAGGACUUCAUCAAAACUGUUCAAGUUGUAUUUGCAAUCCAAAAGGAACAAAUGCUCAGAAUUGUUCCAUUUAUGAGGAAGUUGGAGAAUGUGUCUGUGACAGGACUACGGGACAGUGUCCAUGCUUGCCUAACGUGGUUGGCAUUAGCUGUGAUAAAUGUGCUUCUGGAUACUGGGGCUUCAAUACUGCAAAAGGAUGUCAACCCUGUAACUGUUCCCUCAAUAAUUCCUAUGGAAACCAAUGCAAUCAGUUUACAGCUCAGUGUCUAUGUAAACCAAAAUACAAAGGAAGGAAAUGUGACAAAUGUGAAGAAAAUUACUAUGGAAAUCCAGCAGUUCAAUGUAUACCCUGUAGGUGUAACUUGGAAGGUACUCAAAAACCCAUGUGUGAUAAAGACACUGGUUCAUGCAACUGUAAAGCUGGGGUCGCUGGACAAAACUGUGAUCAGUGUGCUCCUAAAUUCAGGCAAGAAUUCCCUGCGUGUCCACGAUGUCAUAUGUGCUUUGAUCAGUAUGACACAGAAGUAUCAACUCUAUCAACUUCUGUCCAUGCAUUGGUAAGAUUAGCAGCAAAUAUUGGUCCCAGAAGAUCACCAGCUGGCUGUGAUGUCCACAUGAGUAUCCUCCAAGAUAAACUUUCUGCUAUUGAGAAAAUGUUUCGGAGUCCAAUUCUGUCACCUGAGAAGUACAAUACAGUGAAGAAAUACUAUGACAGCAUACGCCAAAAAAUGGAUAAAAUAAAGGUUCCAGAUUUUGGAAAAUUCUAUGAAAUUGCAGAAAUGAAUAAAACUAUUUCAGAUAUGGGAAAAGAGAUUGAUGCUUUAUUCACUGAGCUUAAUAAAAUAAAGAAAAAGAAAGAGAAAGAAAAGAUCAUCAAUGUUAAAGAUAGUGAAGAGUCUUUGGUGAAGAUGACCAAAUACUACAAAGUAUCUUUAUCUGCAGCGGAGAGCGCACGCAAUGCUACUCCCAUUGUCAAGACAGCAACAAAAACAAGGAAAAACAUUUUAAAUGCACUGAACGCUCUAGACACAAAAGACAAACAAAACUCUGACAGACUGAAUAAAAUGAAACCACUACAAAUAAGCAAAAUGAAUGAGCUGGUUUGUGGAACAGUCUGGGACUUUCCUUGUGAUAUCGCACCAUGUGGAGGAGCUUUAUGCAGAGAUAGAUUUGGAAAGAGAAAAUGUGGUGGACCAAAUUGCAAUGGUGCAUUGCCACUGGCCAAAGAUGGCUUGAGUAAAGCAAAUGAAACAGAUGCUAAGCUAAAAAGUGUUGCAGUUCAUCUACUUGAUUCAGAAAAACAGAUUGAAAACAUCAGGCAAUUAGCUGAAGACACAAAGUUAAAAGCUUCACAGCUGAACAAAACCCUAAGCAAGGCAAUGAGUCGCAUAGUAGCCGACAAAAAUCACGCUAAAGAGCUUAUAAAGAAUGUUAAAGAUUUUCUUUUGGACAGCAUACCUGUCCACCAAUGCCGAAGAAAGAGUGCUCUGGGUGGAGGCCAACCUAAGACGCCACAAGAAUUUGAUGCUGUUGCAACCCCAGAAGAAAUAGAGAAAAUAGCCAAUGAAAUUCUCGCUAUUAAGCUGCCAGCUGCACCUUAUGAGUUAAUUAACAUGCUAAACAAGAUUAAAAAGUAUUGUGACGAAUACAAGGAAAACAAGAAAAACUGGAAGAAACAACUAGAAGAAGUGCGAAAACUCACCCAGCAAGCAAAAGAUGCGAAGAAAGCAGUUGAAAAUCUUCCUAAUGGAGACGAAAUUCGAAAUAAUUUGAAACAAGCUGAAAAUGCUCAGAAGAAAACAAGUACUUUAUUAAAAAAUGUGAAUAAUGAUAUCAAAGAUAUCAGAAACAAACUUUCUCAGGCUCAAGCAACAGCAGAUAUGGUUGACAUCAAAUUAAAAGCUAUAAAAGAUACGCACUCACAAAUGGAGUCAAGAAUUGCAGAACUGCAAGAAAAAAUGCUAAAAAACAGGAUUGCAGCUGAUAAAGCACAGAAGGGGGCAAAUAAUGCAUUAAAAGAGGCAUCUGAAAGUAAAGAUGAUCUAAAUAAUCUAAAAAAAAAAUAUGAGCUGCUGAAGGAAAAGCUAAAGAAUCAGGAAAUCCCUCCAGAAAUUUUAGAGAGAUUACAAAACUUGAAGAAAAAUGCUGAAGAUCUGGUCAAUACUAUCAAUGAAAAAUUUGAACGUAUAUCAGAUUUAGAAGAGAAGAUUGAUGACCUGAACAAAGCUAAUGAAGACAAAGCCAAUGAGCUCCUACAAUUGGAGCAGAAAGCCGGCGAGCUUAAGGACUACAUAGUUCAGGAAGAAAUUAAGCAAGUUAACUGCAGAGACUAG
Messenger RNA from Bufo bufo (common toad), 5502 nucleotides. RefSeq names its product laminin subunit beta 4 (gene LAMB4). The coding region runs from base 1 to 5502 and encodes 1833 amino acids. Lineage: Eukaryota; Metazoa; Chordata; Amphibia; Anura; Bufonidae. The record is from RefSeq and is a predicted model, not a curated record. The transcript is spliced from 35 exons.